This is a messenger RNA of Diabrotica virgifera virgifera (western corn rootworm), 2626 nucleotides long. Its product is annotated as dynein regulatory complex protein 1 homolog. Lineage: Eukaryota; Metazoa; Arthropoda; Insecta; Coleoptera; Chrysomelidae. Gene Ontology annotation, cellular component: axoneme; axonemal dynein complex. Bases 152 to 2611 code for a protein of 819 amino acids. The transcript has 10 exons. Gene Ontology annotation, biological process: cilium-dependent cell motility; regulation of cilium movement; axonemal dynein complex assembly. The record is from RefSeq and is a predicted model, not a curated record.
GAAAUGUGACAGAUUUGUCAAUAUAGUUUUUUUUAUGUUGAGUACUGUUUUUCCCAUUUUUGUAUGUUUUUUUAUUUAGCGUAUUAUUUUUAUAAUAUAACAUAUAUAAAAUUCGUGUUAACAUCUUUAAUCGAGUGAGGUCUCGGGAAAAAUGUCUCGCCUAUUUUCCAUCAUAUCGGAAAUCGCUCAGAUUCCGGAUACAGAAGGUCCAUCUACAAUCUCAGGAGAUGCCGAAGAGAGAAAAAUAGCCAGACGAGAAAGAAUAGAAAGAAGGAUCGCUGCCAUAAAAUUGCAGCAGAUUAAAGACAUGGGCGAAAUAAUAGAGGAAGAAAAACAUCCGGUAGAAAUGCAGAUAGAGAAGAGUGCUGAAAUUUUGGAGAAAUUUCUUCAAGAAUCGCAGGAGUCUUUGGAGAAUACUAGGGUCGCUAAUGAUUCUCGAGAGAUCAAUAGGAGAGAAGUUGAAACCGUUAGAAGGCAACAGGUGAUAGCACAGUUAGAAGCUGAAGCUGUAGAAGCACAUAAACAGUUUAAUGAAAUCGCAGGCAAAUGGUCUGGAAUUCAAGAUUACAAAGAUCCUUUGCAUAUUCACGAAGAUAUUCUGGAGCAGAAGAUGAAAUGCGAUGAACUGAUUCAACAGAAAGACGAAAUCAUCGAAAUGUUGAAGAACGAGCUGAGGAUAUCCGAGAGGAAAUUUACUAUGGAUCAAACGAAACAAAACCAAGAUAUCAGCAUUCUGGGACAAAGGAUUGAGAAGCAAAUCCAGUUGGUGAAAAGUGCUUACGCCCAAGAAUUUAAUUUGAUUGAGAAGGUAAUAACCGAAGAAAAGGAAAAAUAUAUCCAACGAAGUAACGAGAAUUGGGAGGAACUUGCCCAAAAAAGACAAAAAGAAGAAGUAGAAUUAUCUGAAUAUGUAUUUCAAAAACGAGAAGAUAUAGUCUAUAAUAUUGACCGGAUGGCCGUUUAUCACGAAGAUCAAUUCAGAGAGUCAAAAAUACAGUUAGAACUGGAUGUUCAGAAUGCUCAGAAUGAAUUCGAAAAAAUCAAAUGCCUGGUUCUGUCGAAUACGGAAAGAUUAGAUUAUAAUUACCAAAUAUUAAAACGGAGGGAAAACGAAAAUAUCAUCAUGAAAAGUCAACAAAAGAGGAGGAUAGGUAAAUUGCAGGAUACAAUUAGCGAAUUGAAAAGCUCUCUAGCUAAUUAUCGAGAAAACACUAACAAACAAAUCAAAAAAACGAGCGACAAUAUCUUAAAAAUGCAUCGAAGUAUAUUGGACAUCGACUCCAAAGCUGACCACUUCGCUUUAACCAAUGAAAAGAAGUUCAACGAGGUUUGGGACCUCAACAACAAAGAUUGCCUUGCGUUGCUGGAUAAAAUAACAGGUAUUGAUAAAAUAUUGUAUCAACAGCAAUUGGGUGCGCCAUGGAAUCCCCCCAAAUAUAAGAAAAUAGAUAAAAAGUUUAUGAGUAGCUACAACAGGGCGGUGGAUCUAACCAAUGAAUUUUCUGUGAGUUUAGCUGCUCUCUCGAAGCAUCGUGAAGAGACACAGAAUCUGUCGAUUGCCGAUAGCGAUGUUGAAUCGAAGAAUCCCACUUACAACAAUUUGGCCAAGCAUAUUUUAAACAAGCUGUCAACGAAAAGCGGAUUUUUGACGGAAAAAUGUCUGAAAAUGUUGAUAAAAACGUACGAAGAUAAGGAGCAAAACUUGGUGACGUUGAACAAUGUAUUUAUUGCUUUGGAUAUCAAACGACAACAAGAUAUAGACCUUAUGGUAGAAUUCUUUUUGCCGUAUUGUCACUGCACCGUCUGCGUGGAUACAGGGUCUCGUACUUCACUUUUAUCAACGUCAAUGCUGAGUCGCCGUUAUUCAACUUUAACUGGUGUUUCCACUUUAAAUGGUCAAACGGAUAUGGAACCCACCAGUUCCAUAACUGAACUAGAAGAAGCAUGCGUUGCAGUACAUCAACGUGGAUCCUUUGUAGAUGAUAUAGUUGCCCAGGUAGUGAAACAUGAGUCGACUUUUGAAGAUGACAGAUCUCUUAAAUUAGAAUUCAAGGAAUUCUCUGGUUAUGAUGAUGACGAAUUCUCUUGUUAUGAUCCACAAAAAGAUGCAGACGUAAAAAAAUCUUCUCGAAAAAGGGCACGACAAAAAGAAAGUGUUAAACAGAUUUUAUGCCAAAAGAGUCAUCCACUCGUAAUGAGCACAGUAUACGUUAUUUCGGCCCUGAAAGAUUUUGUUUCUAAUUAUUAUAAACAGAAUGGCUCCAGUCCAACUGUAGGUGAAAGAUUAGAACGAAAAAGACACACAAUAUCAAGACUACUAGAUGAAAAAGAUAUACAGAAGUACUGGAAAGAACUGAAAAACGUUUACAACGAAGAUAACACUCGAGUAUGGGACGGUCUUCGCGAAGGCCUUAUGAAAUACAUCAGCGUCUUAAAAGCGCGAAAAGCUACUAGCGAAGAAGUAUUAAAGUUAAGAAAGAGGAAUAAACACCUUAAGAAGCUUUUGGCGGAAUAUAUCGACCAUGGGGUGUUGUUAAAGCCACCUCCCUGCUACGUGAAACCCGACAUUACGCCUCACUAUUCAAUAUCGCCUUCUAACGGCAACGAAUAAAAAAUAAGCACUAAA